Molecule: messenger RNA, 609 nt
Organism: Symbiodinium pilosum
Lineage: Eukaryota; Dinophyceae; Suessiales; Symbiodiniaceae
Source: the annotation of a GenBank genome assembly
AUGUUGCAUUGGGCGGCGCAGAGAAAUGAGGCUGCUUUGGCACGACAUUUGCUGUCCCUGGGGGCAGAUCCCGAUGCGAAAGAAUCGAUGCACCACCGUACCGCCUUGGACGUUGCGGAGAGACAGGGCAAUCGUGAGGUGGCAGCUGUCCUGCGGCCGGCAACCAGGAGUCGCAAUCUAGACCAGCUGAACUUCCCACAGACGGCUCGGGCCUCUCUUCCUGCAGCGGUGGGUGGUGCUGUCGAGGCAGCUGCCGUGCCUGCACAGAGGAGACGUUCAGACGCGGGCCUGCGGCGCAAGAGCAUGCGGCGCAGGUCCUCCUUAAUGCCCGAAGCAUAUCUCCCCGUCCUCGAGCAGAUUGACGAGCUGGGUUGGGAGAACAUGCAGUGGACGAGAGGCUUCACGCUGCUACACUGGGCAGCCCAAAACGACCAACCCAUGCUGGUCCAGCAGCUCUUUGCCAAGGGAGCUGAUCCUCUUCAAACCGAUGACGACGGCAGGACGGCUUUGGACUACGCCCGCGAGUCCGGCAGUCGAGCUGUCGUUGAGGCUUUGAAGCUCUACCGGCCCCUGGAGGAGGAAGAGUCUGACGACCUCGACCGGGAGUGA